AUGAAGCUUAGGUCCCGAAAAAUUGACAAUGAUGGAGCAUCGACAUCAGCGUCGAAGAUAGCGAAAAGAGAGUCGUUCGAGAGUCUUUUCCCUGGAAUGCUGGUUUCCUUCGGAAAAUAUGGCGAGUGCGUUGGAUCUGAGUGCGAUGGAGUUCCAACAAAAAUAUGGCCCAUCCGAGGCAGAAACUUAUGCGAAAUUUGUGCAACGAAGGAGUAUGGCAGCAACUUCUUCCGCACCGAGCGCACCCAUGUUGUGCUUUCAGACGCAAAAUUCAAAUGCCCAGCUUACGACAAAGAAGGAAGCUGCAAAUCAAAAGACGUUUGUUUCAAGGGAUUUUUCAUGGGAUCAUGUUGCGAGCCAGCCUCGAAAGUUCUAUUCGAGAACGAAAAAGCCCAAGAAAAGCAACUUAAAGUUGUUCAUUACUAUUACAAUGAGGAAUACAAGUACUUGAAUGACUAUAAGAAUGAAUGCGAAAAAGCUAAAUCCACGGUUACAACGACAGAACAAACCAUAAAACGAGACGAAGAAGCCUUGAAAAAAUUGAAGAAGAAAGUAGAGGAAGCAGAAAAAUCCCUUGAGGAGAAGAAGAAAGAUCUCAAAGACGAGCAGGAGGAUUAUGAAGCUGAGAAGAAACUUUUAAUCGAUCAAGAAAAGGAGAAGAAGGAUGCUCUCAAACGAUUCAGACAGAUUUCGUACGAAUAUCAUUCGGUCGCUGCAAAAUUCUCUUUCGACGACGAAGUUGAAGCAAAAGAAAAUAGAAAAGACAACCAGUAUUGCAAAUUUUGCAACGAGGAUUACAACGACACACAUCGACGAAAAUCAUUCUUGCCAAGCUGUGGACAUGUUGCUUGUCGAGACUGCUUUCGAAAUGCUGACGAGGAAGAUGGUGUUAAAAUUUGCCCAGUGCAUUGGACCACGGGUUGUUUUAACAGAUACUUCGAUUAUAACGUCUGCACCUUAUACGAGUAG
Molecule: messenger RNA, 969 nt
Organism: Oikopleura dioica
Lineage: Eukaryota; Metazoa; Chordata; Appendicularia; Copelata; Oikopleuridae
Source: the annotation of a GenBank genome assembly